Laetiporus sulphureus 93-53 is the source of this 498-nucleotide messenger RNA. RefSeq lists its product as uncharacterized. The transcript has a single exon. Bases 1 to 498 code for a protein of 165 amino acids. NCBI's taxonomy places the organism in Eukaryota, Fungi, Basidiomycota, Agaricomycetes, Polyporales, Laetiporaceae. The record is from RefSeq and is a predicted model, not a curated record.
AUGACCCACAGUGCCAACUUGCAUGCAGCACCAUCUGCAGAGGAUGAAGGGGACAAUGUGGAGAAGGAGGUCAACUUCUUAUCAUCAGAAGAAGACAAUACAGAAGAUUCAGAUUCACACAGAGAGACACAAGAGGAUGGAAGCACGACAAUUGUGUUAAGCAAUGCUGAUGAUGAUGAUGACAGCAAUGUGAUCAUACUGAAAGAUAUAGAGUCACUGAAGCUUUCAUUGCACUUUGCUGCUGGCCAUAUGUCAGGGAAGGAACAGCAGGUGAUGGUGGAACGUACUCAGGGAGGGCGUGAUUCCUCACACACUGAUGUGGAUGAAGGAUGGGUGUUUAAAGUGCCAAAGAAUGUGAGGCUCACAGAUCGUCCAUUUGAUGAGGCUGAACAUCCAAGUAAUGAAAAAGGAGAAGUUAACGUUGAUCUUCUUUGUGCCAAGUUUGCACACUAUAUCGUUGAUCCUGAGCUAGAACUGCGACAAAUGCAAGAAUACUGA